CUGUGCAUGUGGAUAGACAGCUCUCUGCCACAUCAACUGCACUGCAAAAGCACUGCUUCGCACGAUCUCUCACUGUCACUUCACACAGUGGCAGAGCCGUGAGAGGUGACUCGUUUUGGAGAUUUUUCUUUUCUUUUUCAGUAGUGGUGCAACAAGUUUACAAAAGGCACCCCAAGCCGCGAGGUUUGUCAUUGUCUGAAAGGUUCCCCGGUGAAUGGGAACGCGCAGGUCCCUGAUAGGCAAGCGUUCCAAUUCCGCGAGGACCAGCUCACCACUUUUGCGGUGACAUUGCUCUCGGUCAGGCGACAGAGAGUUCACUUGACACACGUCCAGUUACUCCUAGCCGGUGGCGCACAUUUAGGACUGUUAGUGCAUGAUUGUGAAGAGAUACAGCGCGGGAUAUGGCCAAGGAAGACCCCAAGUGCGUCUCGAGAGUGGAGAGUGUGGCAGCUGGCAAGCGGCGGUAUUGCUUCAGGACACUCGCAAACGUGCUCUCGUUCGCCUUCUCCGCCGUGUCGGUCGCCUUUUGCAUCUUUCUGAGUGUCCAAAGCGCCGAGAUUAAAAGCAGAGUUCUGGACCUGGAGACUGCCGAUGGAGAGCGAAUGUUUAGCCGACCCCCUGGAUUUUCCAUGGAUCGGUUUAAUUCAAUGAUACAGCAGCGCGUGGAUGAACUGCUCUCCCAGCGCACCUACGAGAGUAUGGUCAAGAUCAGGACAGCCCGCCAGACAUCACCUGAAUGCAACUGCCCACCAGGCCCACCGGGGAAACGCGGUCGAAGGGGACGCAACGGCGAACCUGGACCUCCAGGCCCGCCUGGUCCAAAAGGUGACAAGGGGGAUCAAGGUGACCAGGGUCCACGGAUGGUCUUCCCUAAGAUCAAUCAUGGCUUUCUUUCAGCUGACCAGCAGCUCAUUAAGCGCCGACUCAUUAAGGGCGACCAGGGGUCGGCCGGACCUCCAGGACCACCAGGGCCUCCCGGACCACCUGGCCCCCGAGGCCCACCAGGAGACACGGGCAAAGACGGCCCACGAGGAGUCCCUGGACUAGCGGGCGAUCCUGGUAACCCUGGUGACAUUGGCCCAAUGGGACCAGAGGGCCCUCCAGGAGCUAAGGGCGCCACUGGUCAUCCAGGUAUUCCAGGCAUCGACGGGCUUAAGGGGGACAUGGGAAAACAGGGAUUAGAUGGAACUCCCGGCGCCAAGGGAGAUAUGGGAGAGCCGGGUGAGAAGGGUGACAUGGGAGAAGGAGGACCCAAAGGUGAAUUGGGCGAGAAGGGUGACGCUGGGUCCUCAGCCGCUGGCAUUAAGGGCGAACCCGGGGAGCCUGGACGCGGAGGACAGAAGGGAGAGCCAGGACUGCCGGGCCUGCCGGGACUUCCCGGGAUUAAGGGAGAACCAGGGUUCCUUGGACCUCAGGGGGAACCAGGGCUACCGGGCCUUCCAGGAACCAAGGGCGAGAGAGGGGAGCUGGGGCCACCAGGAAAGGGUGAGCGAGGAGAGAUCGGCCCUGCUGGACAGAAGGGGGCGCAAGGAGAGGCAGGGACACCUGGCCCCAAAGGGACAAAGGGCGACUUCGGAGACAAAGGAGACCUUGGAGCCAUGGGGCCCAGAGGUCCCCCUGGGCAGAAGGGAGACCAGGGCAUCACUGAGAUCAUCGACUACAACGGGAACAUCCAGGAGGCCCUUCAGAAGAUUACCACUAUUACAGUGACGGGACCCCCAGGACCUCCUGGACCUUUCGGACCACCGGGCAUGAAGGGUGACCAGGGACCUUCUGGCCCACCGGGACUGGAUGGAGAGAGGGGUCUGAAGGGCUCCAAAGGGGACAUGGGCAUGCCGGGGAUAUCAGGGGACAAGGGCUCCAUGGGCCUGCCUGGCCUCCCGGGUGUCAACGGGAUGAAGGGAGAAAAGGGAGACGCCGGUCUGCCUGGUGCUCAGGGUCCUUCUAUCAUCGGCCCUCCUGGAUCUCCAGGCCCUCAUGGUCCCCCUGGCCCAAUGGGCCCUCAUGGAUUUCCUGGACCGAAGGGGGAGCCCGGGAUGCAUGGCCUGAAGGGAGCGCGAGGGGAGGCAGGGCACAAGGGGGACCGCGGACCUCUGGGGCUCCCCGGAGCGUCUGGCUUGGACGGCAAGCCUGGGAUAAGGGGAAUGGAUGGACCAAUUGGAGUGUCAGGACCCGCAGGUCCAAAGGGAGAUGUCGGUGAGAAGGGGGCAGACGGGGAACCUGGGAUAAGGGGACCAUACGGUCUACCUGGCUCUCCUGGAACACCUGGACUGGAUGGGGAAAAGGGGAAGAAGGGCAAAAAGGGGCCUAAGGGGGAGAAAGGAGAACAGGGUGCCCCUGGAUUAGAUGCACCCUGCCCGUUGGGUCCAGAUGGCCUGCCCAUGCCAGGAUGCUGGCAGAAGUGAUUGGUCUUACUCAUACCGCAUGGAGUUUGUAAAUAGUGCUUCGUUUUCAUUUUGUAUUUAUAGUUUUUUAUUUGAGAAGAUACUACAGAGAGAAUAGAAUGAAUAUAUUAUGUGUACAUGAAGAGAAGGUGCACGGCCAUGCUGAUUCUACAUGCGUAGCUGCUUCAGUUCACCUGUGUGUGUGUGUGUGUGUGAUGAGGCGUCAGCGGCACACGCACACACACACACGUCUGCAUCGUGGAGUUCACACGCACACACACCCUUGACCCAGGACAGACGCUCACACAAGAGAGAGGCAGACAUGCCCAGUCGCCUGUGUGUGUGUAUGUGCGUGUACUAGCUGUGUCACUAGCUGUGUUAAGACUGGACACCAAAGUGGACACAUGUAAGGACAGAGCAGAGAGGACGAGGACAAACCUGGCACAGGGACAGCUGGGAGGCUGACUCGCUGCGCCGCUGCGCGCGUGCACACACGCGCCAGACCUGUGUGUGUGUGUGUGUGUGUGUGUGUGUGUGUGCGCGCGCUUGUGUGUGUGUGUGUGUGUGUGUGUGUGUGUGCACGUUUUGCCAUGAGUGUAUCAAUCUCAAACUGUCCGAUCCCUCACAUUCGCCACUCAGGCCACGCAACCACCAGCUGGAAAAAAAAAGAUGAAAAACCAACAAAAAAACACAAUCAGCAUCAUCACCACCACCACCAUCAUCAUCAUCAUCACAACAACCACGACCACCCCUCCACCCAAAGUCGCAUGAUAUGAAACUGUAUGUGUAUGGGUAUUGUGCUGUGUUUCAGUUCGUACGGCUUCUGCUAAAAAACAACAACAACAACAAAAAAACAAACAAACACUAACUGGCUUUUGGUCUUGCAUUGCAUCAGACAGCGUUAAAGUGUACUGUAUUUGACCCAUCAUUGAUAUGUUGUUUUUUAUUUUUAUUAUUUAUUUUAAUUUCCCCCCUUUUCUUUCAUGUCCUAAAGGGAGUGACGCCAUGGCUGGUGGCUUAAGCGGAGGACAUGGCUCCUCUCGGUAGAGAUGCUCGGGGCUCUGUUUUGUUUUCUUUAUUGUGCUGAGGGUCACAGGGCCUCAGCGUUGCACAACAGCCUGGCUCUCAGACCUCCUCCUCUAACACCACACCACCCCCACACACACACAUGGUACGAAUGUCAUGGACAUGCAUGGACCUGUUGUCAC
Molecule: messenger RNA, 3592 nt
Organism: Alosa sapidissima (American shad)
Lineage: Eukaryota; Metazoa; Chordata; Actinopteri; Clupeiformes; Clupeidae
Product: collagen alpha-1(XXV) chain
Exons: 37
Coding region: 402-2405 (667 amino acids)
Source: RefSeq, a predicted model, not a curated record